AUGGCCGUUCCACGAGGGAAGAUUGUCGUCAGCUACACUGGAAAAGACGGCAAAGGCUACUUCGAACCUGAUGCCCAAGUUGCCGUGGAAGAACUACCUGGCGGCGCCACGGUCCGCCGCAUCUCCAGCAUUCCCAAGGUGCCGAUCCCUUCAGUACCGACCGGGGGAGAGCACCUCACGGUGUCCGUGAGUAACAACGAGGGUGUAACGUUUCUCGAAUGCGAAAUGGCGCCAGGCCAGUUGAGUCCCAUGCACGCCACGCCGUCCAUCGACUAUGGUGUCAUGAUCAGCGGACAGAUUUACUUGAUCCUAGACUCGGGGGAGGAGAGGGUGCUCAAGCCGGGCGACGUAUACAUCCAGAAAGCUGCCAACCACGCAUGGAAUAACCGCACUUCAGAGCCCGCACGCUUUGCCACGGUUCUGGUUGCUGCGCGUCCUGCGUAG
This is a messenger RNA of Cladophialophora psammophila CBS 110553, 444 nucleotides long. RefSeq lists its product as uncharacterized. The record is from RefSeq and is a predicted model, not a curated record. NCBI's taxonomy places the organism in Eukaryota, Fungi, Ascomycota, Eurotiomycetes, Chaetothyriales, Herpotrichiellaceae. The transcript has 2 exons. Bases 1 to 444 code for a protein of 147 amino acids.